AUGCCACCUAAGAAAGGAGUGGGCACUUCUAAAGGGAAGCAGCCUGCAAAGCGGCCUCCCGCUAAGCGGGCCCCCCCCCCUGCAUUGUCCUCAUCGGAUGAUGAGGGUGUUGAUGGGGCUCAGCAGGAGAUUUUGGCCCGCAUAGCGGCGUUGGAGAGCAGUCGGGGAGUUUCCGCUGCUUCUGUUGGGGGUGCAAAGAGGCCUAGGUCCACUAGGGCAUCUUCUCGCGUGGCUUUUCAGACAGAGGUUCUUAAACGUUUGUCUGCUCUUGAAGGUACUGCCAACCAAGGUGGGGAUGAUGCCAGCGGAGCUAUAGAGCCGGGGGAGACAGACCUUCCUGGAGAGUCGGGUACUGACGAUCAAGCUGGAUCACAGGUGGCCCUGCCAGUGGCGGUAGCGGUUGAUAACGCCUUGGGAGAUGGUGCUGUGGCGCAUCGAGGAAGGUGCUCUAUCCUUAUCUGCGGGCACAGCUUCGUCUUUUGGGCCGCCCACCAGGCUAAGAGGACGGCGUUCGGGUCCCAGCUUGGCCUGAGCCAGUGGGCUACGGUGGAGUGGCAGGGCCGUCGAGGCCUGCGUUGGCCUGGUCUGCUUCCACUAUUAUUUGAAGGGAGGUGUGCCCCUCCACCUCAUAUUCUCGUCAUUCACCUGGGGGGGAAUGACUUGGGUUUGGUGAAGGGCAAGGCCCUGUCACUGCAGGCCCAGGCAGACUUGCGGUUGAUAGGCAAGCGCUGGCCUGGUGUCUUAAUCAUUUGGUCCGAUAUUCUACCCAGGAGGGUUUGGCGGGAGGCCUUGGAUGCUAAAGCUAUAGAGGGAGCACGUUAUAAGGCCAAUAAGGCCUUACACAAGGCUUUGGAGAAGGGGUUGGGGGUUUAUUUGCCCCACCCCGGUAUAAGGGCUGCUCUGCCGGACCUCUACCGAGGUGACGGAGUUCAUCUUUCUUUUAAAGGCAACAACAUAUUUUUAGACGACUUGCGGCGGGGAUUGCUGGAGGCGUUACGCCAUAUUUGGGGUGUCGAGGCCUAA
Messenger RNA from Eublepharis macularius, 1023 nucleotides. RefSeq lists its product as uncharacterized. The transcript has 2 exons. Bases 1 to 1023 code for a protein of 340 amino acids. NCBI's taxonomy places the organism in Eukaryota, Metazoa, Chordata, Lepidosauria, Squamata, Eublepharidae. The record is from RefSeq and is a predicted model, not a curated record.